This is a messenger RNA of Cladophialophora psammophila CBS 110553, 345 nucleotides long. RefSeq lists its product as uncharacterized. The coding region runs from base 1 to 345 and encodes 114 amino acids. The transcript has 2 exons. The record is from RefSeq and is a predicted model, not a curated record. NCBI's taxonomy places the organism in Eukaryota, Fungi, Ascomycota, Eurotiomycetes, Chaetothyriales, Herpotrichiellaceae.
AUGUCAACUGCGCCGGGAGACGAAUACCAGCCCGCUGGCGAGGGGUUGGAAGGCAGUACCACUGCCGACACGAUGCAAAACGAUUACAAGUCGCGAACUGGCCAGAGCCACAUCCCAGUCCAAGGCGACGACGCUCCAGUCGAGGAUCCAAUUGAUGCAAGCAAGGCUGACUCGGACGAGCAGCUCGCUCGUGACGACGCCGAAGCGAUUGACGAAAGCAAUAUCAUCAACGAGCGCACGCGUGGAGCGACGAAACAGGGUGGUUAUCGUGAGCCUGGCGACGAAGAGGGUCUUCCAGGACCAGAGGAUGGCACCAGCCGAGUACGUGGAGGUCCGAAUCCAUAG